UGUAUAAGACUGUUAAAUUUAAUUUACUUAUUCGAAGCUGAUCUUAAACAUGGAUUUUUUUUUAAAAAAACCAAGUAACGUUUUGAAACGUCUCGGUUCUACUAAUAUUAAGCAUGAAUCGGAAAGAAAUCAAUGUAAACCUAAAUCAUCCAUAGUCAGUCUGAUAGAUAGUGACGAAGAAAAUGUAAAAGUCAACAAAACUACUUAUGAUAAAAAAGAAAUUCCAAAAGACACUCAAAAGAAUAAAAUAGAGUGUUAUAAUGAUGAUGAAGAUGAUGAUGACAGUAUUAUUUAUAGUCCAGAAAAAACAUCAUCCAAUCCAGAUAAUACAUCUAAAGGAAGUAAUGACAUUCAUUUUGAUGUACCCAAGAGUCCAUCAAUAUUAACAAAAACGCAAUUUUCAACUCCACAAAAAUUUAAAAAAAAACUGUCACUUUCUACAGUAUCAACAUUCAAUCCUAAUAAUGUAAUUUGCGAUAAUACACCAAAAAACCGUGGAGAAAUUAUUACUACUACUGAAAACCAAUCAACAGAUUUGGGCAUUUGGCUUAAUGAUCUAAACAGUAAUUCUAUUUUAUGUGAAACAAUUUCUGAUAUACCAAUUACAAAUUUAGAGAAUCAUUUGAUGAAUUUGAAAAAUUUAGAACUAGAUAUGUUAGAAGAAGUGUAUAAUAUAAUCUUAAACAUAUCAGAUACUGUUGUAUUUUCAAUUCCUAGUCUUAAAAGUCCUUCAGUUUUGGUUGAGCUUAAAAGAAUGCGACAAAAAAUAAAAAAUAAAAUAAAAAUUGGUAAGACACGUUUAAUGAAUGAAUAUUCAAAACCAACUACUUCAAGUAAUAACAAUUUGUGUAAUACUGAAAAUAAAUCCAGAACAUCAUUUUUAAAUGGAUUUGACACAUCAACUGAUUCUCAGCAUGAAAAGCAAACAUUUAAUUCUCCAAAAUAUGGAUCAACUAAUACUGAUAAUACUAGAUUUAAUACAUCAUAUAAUGUGUUUAACAAUAGUAAUACUAAUAAAUUGUAUGAUAGUCGAUCAGAUUUUCAAAAUAAUACUACUACAGAUAUUUAUUCCCGAGAACGUCUAAGCGUGGAUGAAUUGGGUUGUAUUGUCAAUGACAAUAAUUUUGAUUCAUAUUCUAUGUCUGAUGUUCAAAAUCGUUUAGUUAAUGAUUACAAUCUAAAUACACUUAAUAAUUUUGAGACUAAAAAAAUGCCAUCCCAGUCUAGUUAUGAAAAAGCCAGUAAUAUUUCUUUUGAGAAUACUUCUCAACCAAUAUCAAACUGUACCCUGAAAAAAACAUCAGUGUCAAACACACCAGUUUCUAAAGGAGAAUUCAGCAAAACAAAUUAUCCUCAUUCAAGAGAAUUAUUUACUGUAUUUAGAUCAACUUUUGGUCUUCAUGAUUUUCGUCCCAAUCAGUUGGAAACUAUUAAUGCAGCAUUACUUGGUCACGAUUGUUUUGUAUUGAUGCCUACUGGUGGCGGAAAGUCAUUAUGUUAUCAAUUACCUGCAGUAAUAUCCAAAGGAGUGACACUUGUUAUUUCACCUUUGAAAUCAUUAGUCAUUGACCAGACUGAAAAAUUGAAGUCAUUAGAUAUUCCAACAGCCCACUUGUUAGGUAAUAUGCCAUACGAAGAAGAAAACUCAAUCUUCACAAAGUUAUGUAUGUCUGAGCCAGGUUUAAAAAUGUUGUAUGUCACGCCAGAAAAAAUUGCUGCUAGUAUGAAAUUAGGACAAGUUUUAAACAAUUUGCAUUGUCGUGGAAAACUAGCCCGUCUAGUUAUUGAUGAAGCUCAUUGUGUUUCUCAUUGGGGUCAUGAUUUUCGACCAGAUUAUAAACGUUUAGGAGAAUUUAGAAAAAAAUAUCCAGAUGUUCCAAUCAUGGCUCUAACUGCUACUGCAACACCUCGUGUCCGUGAAGAUGUACUACAUCAGUUACAAAUCAGCGGAACAAAAUUAUUUUUAUCUAGUUUUAAUAGACCCAAUUUGCUUUAUAAAGUUGUUCCCAAGAAAGGAAAAUCUGCUCUGGCAGAAAUAGCUAAUCUCAUCAAAGAAAAAUAUAAAAACCAGUCUGGCAUAAUUUAUUGUUUGUCAAGAAAUGAAUGUGAUAAUACAGCAACUUUUAUGUGUAAUGAAGGAAUUAAAGCAAUUAGCUAUCAUGCUGGUCUAACUGAUUCUAAACGUAAUGAUGUUCAAAUGAAAUGGAUCACAAACAAAGUUAAUUUGGUUUGUGCUACUAUCGCAUUUGGUAUGGGCAUUGAUAAACCAGAUGUCCGUUAUGUUUUUCAUUAUUCUCUACCAAAGUCUAUUGAAGGUUAUUAUCAAGAAUCUGGUAGAGCUGGACGUGAUGGAAAAACGUCUCAUUGUUUUCUUUACUAUAGUUAUCAAGAUAUGCAUCGCAUUCGAAAACUUAUUGAGUUGGACGACAGUGGUAAUCAUGAAUCAAAAAAAGUACAUAUGCAAAAUCUUUUUAGAAUUGUAUCAUACUGUGAAAAUAAAGCAGAUUGCAGGCGAACUUUACAACUUAACUAUUUUGGUGAAACAUUUGAUGAUAAUAAAUGUAUUUCAAAUAAAGAAACAGCAUGUGAUAAUUGUCAAAAUAAAGCGACAUUUAAAUAUAUUGAUGUCACAGAAGAUAGUAUUGAAAUAGUUAAAACAAUUAAAGAAUUAUGUGGUUCAGGAGGUGGUAGUUGGAACAAUAAUUUUACUUUGAUACAUAUUAUUGAUAUAUUUAAAGGCAGUUCAAAUCAAAAAAUCAAAUUAAACAAUCAUGAUAAAUUGAAUUUACAUGGACGUGGAAAACAUUGGGAUAGAUUUGAUGCAGAACGUUUGAUGCAUAAAUUAGUUUUGGAAGGUUAUUUGAGAGAAGAAAUGGUUGCUUCUAAAAUAGAUAUUAUUAACGCAUUUGUCAGAGUUGGUCCAGAAGCAGACAAACUCAUUCGAGGAUCAGUAAAAUUAAAAUUAGCAUCAGCUUCAAAGAAUAAAUUAAACAUUGAAACUACAAGUAAACAAUCGAACACACCAGUGAAUACUGUUCUAAAAGAAAUCCAAGAAAAAUGUUAUGAAAAUUUGAUGGAUGUUUGUCGUGGUUUAGCUGCUUCAUUAAAUGUGAACACUAAUGCUGUUAUGACUAUUCAAGCAAUUCAAGAGAUGUCUCACUCUUUGCCAGAGACUGAAGAAGAAAUGUUAAAAAUUGUUGGAGUGACUAAAGCCAAUUUUGAAAAAUAUGGCAGACAAUUGUUAGAAAUUACACAGGAAGCAGCUGCAAAUAAAUUUGUUGCCGAGUGCGAAGAAAAUGAGCUAAAUAAUAUUGAUGAAGAAGGAGAUUGGCUCAAAACUAGUACAGACUGUCCAUACUUUGAUGAUAUGACUACUAGUGUGGUAAACAAUAAGAACAAAAGAAAAACUUAUUAUUCAAAUAAAGGAGGAAAUAAAAGGUUUAAAAGAGGAAAGAGUAAAAACCCAAAGAAAAAAACUGCAACAUUCAUGGCUUCAAAACAGUCUAAGGCAACUAAACCCCAAACAUCUACACUAAAAUCAACAGUAAAAAUGCCACCAUCAAAUAGACCAGGAUUCUUGUCUGCCCCUAAAGUAUCUUAUUUUUAAUAUUAAUAUUUUAAUUUUAAUUAACACUCGGUAUGACACAUACAUUGAAAUAUAAACAAGUUUUAGUAAAUAGUUUAAGUAGUUUUUUUUAGUGUUUAAUAAAUGUAACAGCAGCACCCAUAGCAGUUGACAGGAGAUAUUUUUGUUGCAUAAUUAUUAUUCCGUGUUACAAACAAUAGUUAUAAAUUUAAUAUAAAAGGAGAAUCAAUAUUAUUAAUAAU
Messenger RNA from Melanaphis sacchari, 3828 nucleotides. Its product is annotated as Bloom syndrome protein homolog. Gene Ontology annotation, molecular function: ATP binding; nucleic acid binding; four-way junction helicase activity. NCBI's taxonomy places the organism in Eukaryota, Metazoa, Arthropoda, Insecta, Hemiptera, Aphididae. Bases 50 to 3607 code for a protein of 1185 amino acids. The record is from RefSeq and is a predicted model, not a curated record. The transcript has 20 exons. Gene Ontology annotation, biological process: double-strand break repair via homologous recombination; DNA replication. Gene Ontology annotation, cellular component: cytoplasm; nucleus; chromosome.